GAAGGGGAAGAUAGACCCAGAAUUGUCUCGUCACCUUGGAGGGCCAUAUCACUUGUUUCCAUUUGCAUCUCGUGUUAUUGGAACGUUGAUGCUGCAAUGGACUGGACUACCAAUCAAUUGCUCGAGGCAACAAAUCGCAGGUGACUCGUACAAAGGAAAUAGGCUAAACUGGUUAGGACUAGCUAGUAGCAUCAGAAGUCUCAUCAAUGUUACCCGGCGUAGCCUUGUCUAGAGAUGGCCGAGAACGGUCUACCUAGGUCGGAUCAGGCUGAGAGUUCAUGGGCCUCAACAUUCAUCCGUCAUGUGACAAGACCUUGUUCGAGAGCAAAGGCGUUCUGAGUCGUCAGACAAUCCACAGGAGAUCAUGUCUUUGAGUCACUAUGUGGCUGGCGGAGCCCUCUGUUCGGCAUCGAUACGGGAACGCAGAUUGGAAUGGAGCGACCUGGCGUCACAGUAUUCUCAGGCUCGCCAUAACCUCCAAGCGUGCCUUGCUUGCAGAGACUUGGAGCCUACAGAGGUCUCAAAAACAGGUCACUACUUGGAUCUUGACAUAACCCUUGCCGAGUUGCGACACACGGCGGCCCAUGGUUGUCGACGGUGUCAAAUUCUACUGGAGGGACUGAGUCAUUUUGUGUCCUGCUGGGAGGGUCCUGAAGAUGAGGAUGGCGAAAUUCCAGCCGAGGAGGAGAUCGAAAUUGCUCUCACGCCCUACGUUGAUGCGCUGUUGGAGAUGAGGAUCGCAUGGCCUGUCCUCCCACAGCCUCGAGGGCCAGGCAGCAGAUACAGUCACAUCGAUCUCGAGUUUUACUGUCAUGCGGGUGAGGAUGCACCGUUUCCCGAAUUUCGUCAGGCGUCGGAGAUCCCGAGGCAUUCUAACUGCGAUGUCUCUUUUUCCGUCAUCCAGAAAUGGAUCGAGUCUUGCUUGUCGGAGCAUGAUUUAUGUAAUGCGGAUGAUGCAUCUGCAAAAAUGCCGACCAGGGUGCUCGAGAUUGGAAACGCGACAGAAUCAAAUGUCGUACGAUUGACGUCGAAACCUCGACCAGGCGCCAAAUACGCAGCUUUGAGCCAUUCGUGGGGCGAAUCGAAGCGGCGGCUCAAACAAGUCCCAAAGACGAAGAAAGACAACAUCAGGUCGCGCGAGCAAGGUAUAGCGUGGUCCGAAUUGACCAAGACGUUCCAAGAUGCUGUCCUGAUCGCCCGCAGGCUGGGCCUGGACUAUCUCUGGAUAGACGCUCUGUGCAUCAUCCAAGAUUUUGAUGACGACUGGGCAAUGGAAGCUUCACGCAUGGCGGCCAUAUAUGGGAAUGCCCACGUUGUGAUUUCAGCCACCAGGUCCGAGACGGGAGACGGAGGGUGCUUCGCUGACAGGCCUUCUAGUUUCCGGGUGCCGUCCACCACUGACGAUACGACGGGGACGACGGGUACGACGACAUGUGUCCACGUGAGGGAGAGACCACCUCACAGAGAUUUGGACAAUGGCAGAGCGUCCAUCUUUGCGCGCUCACCGCUCCUAGACCGAGCGUGGAUCUAUCAAGAACGCCUCCUCGCGAAGAGGGUCGUCCACUACGUGGAACACGAGAUCAUGUGGGAAUGCAGAACGUGCGUCUGGUGUGAGUGCAAGGGCCACAACGACCGCAACUUCAAGUACAACCUCGCCGCCUUGCUGCACGACAAGGACAACGUCCCGCGAAGAUACCUGGAGUGGUCGCUGAUCGUGAAUCGGUACACGGCGCGUUCACUCUUUGCGGACGCCGACCGCCUCCCCGCUUUGUCCGGCAUCGCAGGUCGCUUCCACCUCCCCGGGAUGGGGAGGUACCUGGCAGGCCUCUGGGAGAAUUCCAUGCCGGAGUCUCUGGCCUGGGGAGCAUCCCGCGGCGGCGUCGGCACACGUAAGAUGCGAAGACCCCGCGAGUAUCGAGCACCGACCUGGAGUUGGGCGUCCGUCGAGGCCGCAUUUGGCAUGUACAUACCAGACGAGGACGACCCUCCUGGGUACACGUGCAAGGUCAUUGCGGCAGAGUGCAUACUCAAGAGUCCCGAUCCGUACGGUCAAAUCGUGGAUGGGCAUCUCGCGCUGUCGGGACUUUCUUUCAAGACCACUCUGGAGUACCGAUAUGAUGAUUUGAGGUUGAACCAGAUUCCUCCCAAGUACGUUUUACGUCCGGGAGACGAGCUGUUUUUUGACCUAGAUGAGGACGUCCCUUUGGAUGAUCCACACUCACCAGAUCACGUCCCGGAGGGUACACCCUUGCUCGUGCUUAUCCUCGUUGGAAACAACGAUUUUGUCAGGAGUGCCGGUCGUCAGGACAGUUCAAGGGAUGACUAUUUUCAGGGCCUCGCGUUGAGACGUUCAGUUCGGUGUGAAGGCGCCUACGAGAGGGUUGGAAGGGUCAAUGGACAGAUGAAUGCUGUUGUGGAGGGCACAUUGCGGGAAAUCGAGGUCAAAAUCGUAUGAGGCUUGGAUACCACCAUGAGCAAGCUUACCUGGCUUGAAGCAUCGGGACAAUAGGUGUACUUUGAACAGACAAUAUGUGUAUAAAUUAUAAUGACGAUGAUGAUGUCCUGUAACACUGCUGGUGUAUGUUUAUAAUCUACAGAGUUAUAUCUCUUACUCCGUAGGUACCUAGGUAUGUUC
This is a messenger RNA of Exophiala oligosperma, 2635 nucleotides long. RefSeq lists its product as uncharacterized. The transcript is spliced from 2 exons. NCBI's taxonomy places the organism in Eukaryota, Fungi, Ascomycota, Eurotiomycetes, Chaetothyriales, Herpotrichiellaceae. The record is from RefSeq and is a predicted model, not a curated record. Bases 365 to 2455 code for a protein of 696 amino acids.